Messenger RNA from Balearica regulorum gibbericeps (East African grey crowned-crane), 1191 nucleotides. Lineage: Eukaryota; Metazoa; Chordata; Aves; Gruiformes; Gruidae. The record is from RefSeq and is a predicted model, not a curated record.
CCAAAAACAGAGAAAACCUUUGAGGAGAGACUGAUUUUGAAGGCAUUCCUACUGAAGUUUGUGAAUUCUUAUGCACCAAUUUUUUAUGUUGCCUUUUUUAAAGGAAGAUUUGUUGGCCGUCCUGGUCAUUAUGUUUAUGUGUUUGAUGGUUAUCGAAUGGAAGAGUGUGCUCCAGGAGGCUGUUUGAUGGAACUCUGUAUUCAGCUGAGCAUCAUUAUGCUUGGAAAACAACUGAUUCAAAACAAUCUGUUUGAAAUUGGAAUCCCGAAGCUAAAGAAGCUCUUCAGGAAGCUGAAGGAUGAAAGAACUGAGCCAAAAGAAAUGGACACCAACCAGUCAAAGGACCCUCAGCAAUGGGAUCUUGACUACAUCUUGGAACCUUUCACUGGGCUCACUCCAGAAUAUAUGGAAAUGAUUAUCCAGUUUGGCUUUGUCACACUCUUUGUUGCCUCCUUCCCUCUGGCACCUCUCUUUGCUCUUCUGAACAACAUCAUAGAAGUCCGGCUUGAUGCAAAAAAGUUUGUUACUGAACUGAGGAGGCCAGACACAGUAAGAGCAAAAGAUAUAGGAAUUUGGUAUAACAUUUUGAAUGGUAUUGGAAAGCUUUCGGUUAUCAUUAAUGCUUUUGUAAUUGCUGUCACAUCUGAUUUCAUUCCACGCCUUAUGUAUCAAUACGCAUACAGUCAAAAUGGAACCAUGCAUGGCUUCAUCAAUCACACGCUCUCAUACUUCAAUGUCAGUCAUCUCAAAGCUGGAACACAGCCAGAAAACUCCCCAUUUGCACGGGAUGUUUUAUUCUGCAGGUUCAAAGACUACAGAGAACCACCUUGGUCCCCAAAUCAGUAUGAGUAUACUAAACAGUACUGGGCGGUCUUAUCUGCUCGCUUGGCUUUUGUUAUUCUAUUUCAGAACUUGGUGAUGUUCCUCAGUGUUCUAGUUGACUGGAUGAUUCCCGAUAUCCCCAAGGACAUCAGUGAACAGAUCAAAAAGGAGAAGAGCGUGCUUGUUGACUUCUUCCUGAAGGAAGAGCAUGAAAAACUGAAGCUGAUUGAAAGCUUUAUCGCACGUGACAAGCAGAAACACAAAAGUGGGACCAAAGGCGAAAGGAUCCGGGCUGCCAGCUUCUGUCAGUUUAACCGAAGUCAGAAAGGCAGCUUUGCCUCCUUUAGCUCACAGCACACAGAAGUGUGA